Messenger RNA from Brugia malayi, 3405 nucleotides. RefSeq lists its product as uncharacterized. Bases 1 to 3405 code for a protein of 1134 amino acids. The record is from RefSeq and is a predicted model, not a curated record. The transcript has 28 exons. NCBI's taxonomy places the organism in Eukaryota, Metazoa, Nematoda, Chromadorea, Rhabditida, Onchocercidae. Gene Ontology annotation, molecular function: protein binding.
AUGUGCAUUGGAUCACCUGGAUCCGUGUCUGUUGUGGAAAGCGAAAAAUAUUCAGCAAUCCCACGAAAUACCAGAACAAAUCGACACAGUGCUCAUAUAAUACGUUGGCAACGUCUUAACGAUACCUCUGGUAGUCAUAUCAUUUGCGUGUCUACUCAAUUUUUCGAUAUCUUUACUGUGAACUCUGAUUGCUUGAAUCUACUAGAUUCUACUUGUGCUCAUCCUUUCAAUUUAACAGACGUUGAUUGGUGUCCAUGUGAUACUAAUUCUCUGUUAUCAUGUUCAGUUGACGAUGCAGUGAAAUGUUGGGAUUUACGAGAUCUACGAUGUCCUUGUUUGCAAAUACAAACUAUUGGUGGAGCAGAGCAGGCGAAAUGGGCUCCAUUAUCAGUUAAUUCACUGUGUACUUCUCACGGUACUGAUCUACGGCUAUGGGAUAAACGAAAUAUAAGUUUACCUGUGCAAACUGUCUCAGCUCAUAUGCAAAAAAUUUCUUGUGUUAUGUGGCAUCCGACAACCGCAACAUGUUUUUUAACCGCUGGCCUGGACGGAUAUAUUAAAAUGUGGAAUAGUAGUGAUCUGACCAAGCCGCGACACUCAUUGGGAAUGCUACCGGCUCCAAUUUGGAAAAUCAAGUUUUCGAGUGAUGGAAAUGAGUUCGCAUCAAUACCGCUGCCAAUGUAUGGGCAAUUAGAGGAAAGCUGUGCAUUAAGCUUAUGGAAGACCAGCACACUUGAGAUCGUUCAAGUAAUUGGAUGUGAAGAUGAUGUUCUACUUGACCUGUGUUGGCAGAAAUUUCACAUGCAGAGGCAAACUUAUAGUUGCUUAUAUUCAGCAUCAAGAUAUGGCAAAUUACGAAAAUACAAUUUGCCACUGUUUAAAGAUCUAUCUGAAGAAGUAGUAGAAAAAAGUUGCUGUUCAAGAGUUGGCAUAAAUACCGAAAAUGCGUUUGUUUUUGAUGAAGAAAUAGAAGAAUCGAAAACAAAAAUACGAACUCCGUUAACAAAUACUGGCAGCACCAGUAAACUGAAUAAACGAUCAUUAAUGAUGAAUAAGAUAGAAAUUAUCGAAAAUGGACUAUGUUUAACGGUGCCUAGACAAGUAGAUGUUCUAAUAGCUGAAUUGGUUCCUUUGAGAUGUAUGUGCACUGAAGAUUUAACCGUUCAACAACUGGACGACAAGCACAGUUUAAUAACGUGGAAAAAAAAUGCAGAUUUAAAAUUUCAAAUUAAAGCUGCCUUGUCGUUGGAGGAGAGAAUGGAAGGAUUCACACAUGUAAUUAUCCAGAUUAUUAAUGAAGGAAGUUAUUUGUCAUUUAAUGAAAUGGAAACUAUUGUUAAGAAAUUAUCGGAUGAAACGUCAAUCAUGGAUAUGUCUUUGGAGAAGGAACCAAUUUUACCUAUUGUCUUACAUAAUUUGCUUAAAAUAGUAGCUUCGAUGGAGACUCUUACUCCUCAGUCGCUUGAUAUCCCACAACGCCCAGAAAAUGUUGUCCAAUUUUGUGACAGUGCUUCAAGUGAAAAUGGCUCACAUAGUGUCACGUUUGGAACCAUUUCCUCUCCUCUACCAAAAAGUACGCUAUCAUCACCAUUACUUUCAACUUCAUAUGAUCGUUGGAUACCAUCUCCUCGCACAUGUGGAGCACGUUUUAAUGGCUCAGGAUUUCUGGUUAUCUUUGGGCGAAAUGAGCUAGCGAUGCGACGUAUGCAGUCGAGUAAAAGUUCCUUUCAGGAUGAAUCACUCUGGCUUUCUGCAGAACGGAUAACGCAGACUUUAAAAGGCACUUCUUCGAAGAAAGGUGCGCUCAGUUUUCUGGAUGAUGGACAUGAAGUUGAUGAUGGACAUAUUAGCAGUACGCCUCGUUCACUCGAUGAUUACAAACAUGAGUUGCUUCUGUCUCUGGACGAUAUGCAUACUCAUUUGCAAAAUUUUCAUGGUAACGAGAAAUGUAAUUCACCAUUGUGCCAGUCGAUCUCGAGUACUCCGUUUUUCUCCCGUAACAUGGCUUUCUUUCAUCAAAAAUUUGAUAUUGCAAACAGUGGAACAUCUUCACUACUAGAGAUGCGUACAAGUAAUUCAUUGGCAGUGUUGAGUAAUAUAUGUAACAGUACGCAAAAUAUUCGUUCAUUUCGUCGUCGAGGUAAUUCAGGGACAAAUGUUCUUGCUGACGAUCAUCAUAAUCUGGAUGGCUGUGCUGCAGUAUCUGUGGUUGUUAUUUAUGAUGUAUCAGUGCUCAUGUCAGUUAGCAAAGAUCUUGCUCGUAAAUAUCGGCUUAUUGGUGCUAAUGCAUUGGAAUUAUGUUUAUGGAAUCGGAAAGUAGUGGAGGAAGUAGGACGCAAAGAUUUGGAAAACAUAUGGCAAAUCGUUGAGCUAUGCAUACGAAUGGGAAAAUCAAGUUGGCGUAAACGUUAUCCUCUUGAUCAGUGCAUAACAAUGACUAACAUGUUAGAUUUCGAUUCAUCGGAGGAAAAUAUAUCUGAAGAAGACAGUAUGGCUGUAGCAGUGCAUCCGUUCGGGCGUUCAUUAAUUAAUAGUUUAUUGGAUUACUUUGCGCGUAUAAAUGAUUAUCAAACUGCUGCAGUGAUAAUUUGCGUCUUAGGUUUGCGAUACAAACGGUGUUUUGAAAUAGAUAGUAGUAUGGAGUCAUCAACUACUCCGAAGUAUGCUGCCCACCAUGAACAUUCACUUAGUACUUAUGACAUAAGUCCUGAUAGUUCGGUAUGCAGCACAAUCAAUGCGAAUGCUAAAUUAGAUUCAAACUUUCGAAUCAUGCAACAAGAAAACGAAAAACUACAUAUAAGAGAACAACCAUCAUUAACAACUCCCGUAUCAAAAGCUGCGAAGAAAUUUCCUUCUUUAUUUCAGAAUGCCCUAAUUGGUCAUCGAUCGAUGCAGAACCUCAAAAAACAAAACAGAAAGAUAUCAUCUAGUCAUCGAAUAUCACAUAAAUCAGUGAUGUCGGAAACUGUAGAACAGUCUGAACAGGAUUCUGUUUCAAGUGCAACUAAAAAUAAAUUUCAUUUAUACAGUCUCUUAGAUCCUCUUUCCAAUGAUCAAUUCGAUGAAGUACGCCAUCAGUACGCUAGUUUACUGUUUAGGUGGAGGAUGUUUUCAAAAGCUGCUGAAGUUAUGAAAUAUAGUGAGACUGCACCUUAUUCAGCGCCACUACAGGUUCAAAGCUCAUGUCCUCAAUGUAAUAACAAAUUGCUGCGUUUCAAAUGUGAUAAAUGUCACAUCCACUGGAAAUUCCGUUGCUCCUUAUGUCAACUUCCUGUACUCGGUAUGCUAACAGUAUGUGCCUUAUGUGGUCACGGUGGACAUAGUGAACAUAUGGUUGUUUGGUUCAAAGAGAAUAAUCACUGUGCAUACGGUUGCGGAUGCGAUUGUAAAUUAGCCUGUUUUUAA